Molecule: messenger RNA, 573 nt
Organism: Phaethon lepturus (White-tailed tropicbird)
Lineage: Eukaryota; Metazoa; Chordata; Aves; Phaethontiformes; Phaethontidae
Gene: XRCC4
Product: X-ray repair complementing defective repair in Chinese hamster cells 4
Exons: 4
Biological process (GO): positive regulation of ligase activity; response to X-ray; double-strand break repair via nonhomologous end joining
Cellular component (GO): DNA ligase IV complex; DNA-dependent protein kinase-DNA ligase 4 complex; nucleus
Molecular function (GO): DNA binding
Source: RefSeq, a predicted model, not a curated record
UUUAGACUUGGAUCUCUAAAGCUACGGAAAGUUUCAAGUCCGGCAGAGGUGGUUAAGGAACUGAUUGAUUACUGCCUAGACUGCCUGGGAAGACUGCAGGCAAAAAAUGAGCACCUGGAAAAAGAAAAUGAAAGGCUUUUCAGCGACUGGAGUGACGUAGAGAAGCGGCUGGAAAAAUGUGUGGAAGCUAAAGAGGAACUAGAGGCAGAUCUUUAUAACCGGUUUAUUUUGGUGCUGAAUGAAAAGAAAGCAAAGAUAAGAAACUUACAGAAGUUGCUGAAUGAAGCUAAAGAAUCUGCAGCAGAUACCAAAAGUACAAGGGAUAGUGUUGCUACCAUUCAGGUGGCUACAGGGAGAGAGAAUGAAUAUGAUGGCAGCACUGAUGAGGAAAGUGAAAAUUUAGCACGGACCUCAUUACCAUCAGCACCAGAAAGAACGGAUUCCAUUCUGGGUAGCCCAGAUGUCAUUGAUACUGCUCCAAGAAGAAAGCGAAGACAAAGGACAGCAAAACCUGCUGGGACAGGAGCUAAGACGGCUACUUAUGAGACAGAACUGCCAGCCAAGGAAAAGUAA